Thlaspi arvense is the source of this 746-nucleotide messenger RNA. Lineage: Eukaryota; Viridiplantae; Streptophyta; Magnoliopsida; Brassicales; Brassicaceae. The record is from the annotation of a GenBank genome assembly.
CCCAAUUUCACUAUAAAUACAUGCUCUUAAGCUCAAACAUACUUCACACCAAAACCUCUUUUCUUCUAAAUACUUUAAGAAUAAUUAAACCAAAGUGUGUUCGCGUAAUCUAGCAAAAAAAAAAAAAACAUGGGAAGAUCCAAGUUUCUUCUUCUCAUGGCUUUGUUCUUUACGUGCGUAUCUCUCGCUAAUUCAGCCCGGCCCCCUUUUCGAGCAAACCCUGGGAACAAAUUAAAUGCGAAAGAGCCGGAGCAAUAUGACUAUGGUGGAGGAUACGUCACAGGUCCGUGCAGGUACGGUUGCUGCUAUAGGGGAGGAAAGAACUGCAUCGGCUGCUGUCGUCACCUGAACACUAACAGAGUGGGGAUGCAGAAACGCAGCCGCGGCCAAGUCACAGAGGAAGCUUCUCCAGUUUGGGCUCAGAGCCGACCCUGAAAAGGGAGCUAAACAAUGGACAUGUUACCAUAUAACGUAUAUGGCUACUUUAAGCACCUUGUUUUAAUACAACAACUGGUACCAUAUAUAUAUCGUAGAUGGUAAGCGGAAUAAAGUAAGUGGCCUUUUUAUAUAUACGUCAUAACAAGGCCUAUAUAUAAAACUUUUGUAGUACAAAUAUUUAUGCGUUUAACAAUCCUAGAGAAAACUUUUGUAAACUGCAGAUUUUAUAUAUAUGGUCUAUAUGGGAUAAAAUAACCAUAGAAUAAACUUCGUUUCCUGGUCAGAACAAAACUUUUUUUUUUUUUUUU